Drosophila willistoni is the source of this 1691-nucleotide messenger RNA. Its product is annotated as nucleolar complex protein 4 homolog. Gene Ontology annotation, cellular component: small-subunit processome; Noc4p-Nop14p complex; nucleolus. Gene Ontology annotation, biological process: ribosome biogenesis. Bases 69 to 1661 code for a protein of 530 amino acids. NCBI's taxonomy places the organism in Eukaryota, Metazoa, Arthropoda, Insecta, Diptera, Drosophilidae. The transcript is spliced from 4 exons. The record is from RefSeq and is a predicted model, not a curated record.
CCAGGGUUGCCAGAAACUAAAACAGCCGCCGCAUGCCUUUGUAAGUUAUUUGUGUUUAGAUUUGAAAUAUGAAGAAAUCAUCGAAAGCAGAAAGAAAACUGCAACCGAAGGCGGAGAAGGCACAGAGGGUAGAGCUGUCGUUAUCCCUGUUGCAGGACAAGGCCAAUGACAUAUUGAACUCCACCAGCUUGGAUACAAAAGCAAUACAAACUCUGGUGGACCUGUUGAAACUAACCGACAAUGAGCAACUACACGUACAGGCUUCCGAUGUUAUUUUGGUUUUGGAGGUAAUAUUCAAGAAUUUGUUGAAACGAAAUGCGAUGCACGUGCCUCUAAAGAAUGAAGAACACAAGGCGAAGAACAAACAUGCCAAAUGCCUGAGCCUGUACAAUGAGUUAUGGGCUCACUUGCUCAACUUCAUGACCGACACGGAUUCUAAAGCAGCAGCUGAAAUGUCCCUUAAAGUGGCCAUGCAACUGCUGGCUGUGGAAGCUAAACAUCCAAUAUCACCGACUCCGAAAUCCAAAAAGAAUGAUGUUUGGCCUUUAAAUCGCUUGCAUAGCAUUUUGUACACAAUUGUCAAUGCUGAGCAUACACAGAUCGCGCCCACACUGAAGCAUUUUGAAAAAUAUGCUCGCUGUUUGGAUGUGUUGCAAAAUCUGCUUCAAAUAUUGCCACAACUAGCACCGGAAAAGUCGACGGAUGAGAUCGCAGACAAGGUUCUAAAUUAUUUGGCAAUUGUAAAUUUGCUAGAUAUGGGCAAAUCAGUUCUAAAUGAUCAGCAGUAUCAUGUGAAAUCAAGUGAAUUUGAAUUCGAUUAUGAAAAAGGGCGUCAGGAUUUAAAUCUGAUUUGGCAAAGCAUUUUGAAGAUAGCGUCUUUUACUGGCCUAGAUAAUGAGAAAAUCCAUCGACAAGUUUUGGUUGUACUGUUGGAGAGAAUAUUGCCACACUUGGAGGAUCCCAUACAGUUAACUGACUUUCUAAUGGACUCACUGCAUCAAUUUGACGGCGCUAUUGCUCUGUUGGCCCUGCAAGGCAUUUUCUCUUUGAUGCAAAAACAGAAUAUUACCUAUCCGGAUGUAUAUGAGAAGCUUUAUAACAUGUUCUAUCCCCGUAUGUUCUUCAAUAAGUUUAAGGCUCGCCUUUUCUAUUUGGCUGACAUUUUUCUGACCUCCACACAUUUACCUGAGAAUUUGGUGGCCGCAUUUGUUAAACGCUUGGCUCGACUCUCACUGAGUGCAGCCCCGGAAGAUGCACUAAUUAUGAUACGUUUUGUUUGCAAUUUAUUACUGCGCCACACGGGUCUGCAGCGUUUAAUUCGUGCCACGCCCGCAGAAGCAAAUGAGGCAAUAGUCGAUCCCUAUGACAUUAAUGAGACGAAUCCGAUAAAAUCGAAAGCAUUAGAGAGCUCGUUGUGGGAAAUGGUUUUGCUACAAAAACAUGCUGUUCCCGAAGUAGCCCAAGCCGCUCGGUUUGUCUCCCAAUCCUCAUUGCCUGUUAUGGAAUUCGAUUUGGGUCCUCUACUGGAAAGAAAAACCUGCGAUUUGUUCGAUGAUGAAGUCAAGCAGCAAGCUAAGCAGUUUAUGCUACAUUAUGAUCGUCCAAGCAAUUUUGCGCUACCUAAACAAGAUAUUGUUACCAAGUACUGGGACUUUAUAUAAUUUACAAUAAAUAGAUAAGUCUAUAUCGUU